UAGGGUUCUAGGGAAGGGGGCGAGAGAAUGACCGCGUCAGGGCCGAAGAACGAGGAAGGCGGCGAGCAGCGCCAUCUGCAAGGAGGCACGCAGCUGGGAGUUCCAGCUUACUAUGGCACAUUUCAGGGAAAUCCCAGCUUCCCGCAGCCAGUACACCCUAGUCAGUACGAGCAGCAGCAGCAGCAGCAGCAGCAGCAACAGCAUCAGCAGCAAUAUCACCCGGGCUACGUUUCUUCUCAAGGAUACGAGAGAAUCGAUCACUAUCAGCAUCACGAUAGGCUUCCGUGUUGCGGGCUUGGAAUUGGAUGGUGUCUUUUCAUCCUUGGCUUUUUGACGCUUUCGCUUCCCUGGUUCGUGGGGGCUUUCAUUUUCUUUUGCAUCAAGACGGACGCGAGAGAACACGUCGGGCUUGCAGCGUGUGCCAUUGCAGCACUCAUGGCUCUCCUCGUCGGUGGCAGCAAAGGGAUCCAUAUGUGGUAGACGUAAGAGGCACGCACGCACGCUACGCAUGUAAAUAAGCUAAGUCAUUUGCGAAUCUAAACAUACUUUUCUUCGGAAA
Molecule: messenger RNA, 559 nt
Organism: Selaginella moellendorffii
Lineage: Eukaryota; Viridiplantae; Streptophyta; Lycopodiopsida; Selaginellales; Selaginellaceae
Product: 60S ribosomal protein L18a-like protein
Exons: 4
Coding region: 28-480 (150 amino acids)
Source: RefSeq, a predicted model, not a curated record